Molecule: messenger RNA, 3422 nt
Organism: Delphinapterus leucas (beluga whale)
Lineage: Eukaryota; Metazoa; Chordata; Mammalia; Artiodactyla; Monodontidae
Source: RefSeq, a predicted model, not a curated record
CAGAGGCUGGAAGCCACCCUAGGGAGAGGGGGCAGGGCUGAGGCAGCAAGCCUGGCGGGAGCCUAGUGCUUCCUUUCGCGGAGAUGGUGGUUAGCAAGAUCGAUGGCAGCAGACGGGGCAGAGGUGGGAGGACAGAUGCCUCCACCUCCCCACACCCUUUCUCCAGUCACAGCAGGAGAGGGGACCACAGGUCUUGGGAAACCCCGGGGGAGGAAAUGCAUGUUGCCUGUUGCAAACCACUUAAUGAAAUGAAUGAAUGAAUGAAUGGAUUGUUUUGGGGUGGGGGAUGGCUCCCGCAUCCCCCCAUCCCCCACCCCAUCAGAGAGCAGGAGGGAAAAGAAGAUGCAGGAGCACAGCUGGGCCUGGGUCCCUAUCCCUAAGAAGGACCCUCCGCUUGGCCAGAAGCCAGUCCUGCAGAGGCAACAACAGGAGGUACAAAGGGAGCAGAGGCAGUCAAGUUUGGCCCCAGAGUUAGAAACCCAACCCCCAAGUCCCACACAGGACCCUAUCCAGCCUGGGGUACCCAGACCCAUCAACUCUCUUCACCUCUCAAGAUGCCCCAGUUGCCAUAGUAACCACCUCCUUCCUGAUGUCUCCUUGGCAACUGGCCAGGAGUGGUGCACAUUCCUUCUCCUGCCUCCUGGCUCCACCCUUAGCUCAGCCUCGUCCUGAGGACCCAGAUUGCUGGGGCAGUAGAGACCAGAAGAGGAACUUCUGCAUGGAGCAAGGAGCGCCCAGGGAGGAACCAAAGAGGACUCUGGGGCAGGCGCUCACCCACUGGGCUUCUGUGAUGGUUUGGGGAAGCAGGAUGUGUGGAAGCACAGGAGACAAAAGCAGGAUAAUUCAACUGCUCCACCUCUGAUGCAGUCUCCCAGCAGCCUAGUAGGAGCUCAUUCAUUCAUUCAUCCAUCCAUCCAUUCAUUCUAGAAAACUUCUUUGAAAAACUUUAUAAAUGCCAGGAUUAACAGUAGAGAUGAAUCCAAUAAAUUUACUCUCCAUCUGGUGGGGGAGCUGAGACAAAGCACAGGUGACUCUAAAAUAAUGUUUUCCCCAUCUGAUGCUUAUGAGUACCACCUUCAUGAUUUUUGCCCUGUCCAAAUGUUCCCCACACUGAUAUUUAUUUAACAUUUUUCCUUCAAAGAAUUAACUUUUAAAAAACUUUGUUAGCUUUAUUUUACCCUACCACCACAAAUGGAAAAUCAGGAAUUUUUGUUUUUUUGGUCUUACAUUGAAGGCAAGUAUUAAAAUGAUCUUAAACAGGUGACUUCACUUUUCUGAGCCUCAGUGUUCCUCUUUUGUGGAAUGAGAAUGAAGAUAGCGCCUAUAUCAGAGAGCUGCUGUGAAGAUAACUGUGUUAAUAUCUGUAAAGUGCUUAGAGGAGAGCCUGGCAUGGACUCAGUGCCAUCAAAUGCUGCUUAGAUAAAUAAAUAAAGGAGAAAAGCAAAUAACGUCAUAACAGUCUAUUUAGAUAUUGUUGCCUGCUGAAGGCCCUGAACCCAAGGCCUGUUUUAUCUUGGGAGAUUAACAAGGGUUGGAAAGUGUAGAGUCACAUCAGCUCCUAUUUAAGACUUGCUCUUUGAAGAUUGGACAGGGAACUGAGAAGGGUGAACUUACACACUGUGAGUCAGUGCUAAUCAGGGUCUUGCCUGGGUGCCACCUGCAUGAGUCAGUUUAAACUAGAGUAUGCUGUGGUAACAAAAAAAUCUCAGUGGCUUCUCACAAUGAAGGUAGAUUUCUCAUUUAGACUAUAUGGCCACCACAGGUCAACUGGGGGGUCUCUACUCACCAAAGAAAACUGGAGAAGCCACGAUCUUGAGCAUUCAUAUCACCAGGCCAAAGGCAAAAGAGAGCUCUUGCAUGGGCACUUAAAUGCUGCAGAGUUCAUUGGCCUGAAUUAGUCAUAUGUCCCCCUUCCCAACCUCAAGGUAGCCAGCCUUCCUGAGCCUGGAUAGGGGAAGAACAUUAAUGACAACAUCUGGCAUCUCCCUGGCACUCCUGAUACCCCACCCCCACCCCCACUCCCCUAGUGGUGCUUGUUUUGCAGAAUUGUGCUCUAAUCAAGACAGAGUGUACUAAAAGCUGUCAGAGGAAUUAGGGAAGCAUCAGGAUGGGUUUCUUGAAUGGGAAGGAUGUUCUGAGCUCUCCUGAAGGGGAAUAUAGUUUGAGACAGGGAGGUGGGAGCUGGGGAAAAGUAAAUCCACAGACACACAGACACACACACGUUUUAUCCACAUGUUAACAUUUAUGAAAUCAGAGUGAGUCUUCCAAUGGAUGAGUAUGUUUUAUGUGGUACAGCUACAUACAUAUGCAUGCAUAUACACACACACUGGGGAAGUUAUUACAAAGUCAAUUUUGAAUCUUUAAAUUGAUGUCUGAGAAAUAAGUAAUAUAGGAUAUAUAUAUAAUAUAGUAUGAUAUAAUAAUAUAAAAUUUUGGACAUCUCUGCUCUGCUGGAUUUGGUGUCAGGAGCAAGUGGAUGAGAGCAGUAGCCACAGUGCCUGCCUUUUGGAGCUCUCAGAUGGCUGAGAAGUCUCAGGGAGUGUUCGGGGAAGCCGAUACACUCAGCCGUCCACUCAGCAGCGGGGUAGGAGUCUCAGCGUCGUAUGCAAACGGGAGUAUAUAUGUGUAUUUCAGGAAAUGAGCCCAUGCUUGCAUUAGACCUCCGUGGGGGGCUAGGACCAGGACCGCCACGUAUGGUUAGAAACCACUGGACCAGUGGCCCCAUCAGGAUCCUCAAAAAUGUUAAGAAGCUCAUUGUUGAAAUCUUUUUCCCCCUCUCUUUCUUUCUCUGCCUUCUUGCCACAGUUCCUCAGGAACCUGACCCAUUUUACUACGACUAUGAUACCGUCCAGACCGUGGGCAUGACUCUGGCUACCAUAUUGUUCCUGCUGGGCAUCCUCAUCAUCGUCAGCAAGAAGAUGAAGUGCAGGAAGGCGGACUCCAGGUCUGAGAGCCCAACAUGCAAAUCCUGCUGGAGCCGCUGCACCUCCCCAGGCCUUGGCAAUUACGACCCCCCAAAGAGCCCGUCUGCAUCCCAGACCCAGGAACUCAGGCCUCCAGCUCCUGGGGUCCCGGGAGUCCACCCUCAGCCCCCCACAAUCCCUGUGUGCUACUCCCCGGCACCUCCCUGCUCCCCGCACCCUCAGCGUCUAUGUCUUGAGCUUAAUAAAUGUGCAUUUGGUUUUUCCCCCUGUUCUGUCUGUGUGUUCUCAUCUGUGGGGACCAAACUGGGGAAGGGACAAAGCUGAAGCUGGGGAGCUGUCUCCCCCAUCCCCAGAUUUUCCCCCUUCCUCUCCUUCCCCUCCCGCAGUGCCACAGUGGCCGCCUUCUCUCUCAGAGCCCCUCAAGCUUCCCUUCCUUCCCUCAGCGCCACCGCCCCAGCUGCCCCUUCCCUUCUCAUACCCAGACCCCAGAGUAGACCC